This is a messenger RNA of Exophiala dermatitidis NIH/UT8656, 1281 nucleotides long. RefSeq lists its product as uncharacterized. The transcript has a single exon. Bases 1 to 1281 code for a protein of 426 amino acids. The record is from RefSeq and is a predicted model, not a curated record. Lineage: Eukaryota; Fungi; Ascomycota; Eurotiomycetes; Chaetothyriales; Herpotrichiellaceae.
AUGGCAGACCAUCACCAUCAUGGAAGCGAAUAUCGCCAAUAUCUACCCGAUCUGAGCCAACCUCGCUUUACCACGAUGGCCAAACAGGAUCCUUGGGUAUACGCAAAGGAGUUCAAGGAAAAAGGCAAUCCGCCCUGGCUGCACGCACUAUAUCUGCACUGGCUGGAAUUGCUGAAGGAGCCGUUCAAAGGGGUGACCAAUGAUGGAGUGGUGCGACCAGGCCUGUUUCCCGUGCAGGACGAAGGUAUUCCCAUCGACACCAUUGUCGCCACGACACAGCAUGCAAUGUCGCUUCUGACCGCGGAACAGCUGGCGAAGCUGUCUUACCACAUUGACUCGCCAGAGUGGCGGACAUGGUCGAACCCGGAAUUCCUCCUCAGCGACAAGGGCGUCCGGCUCGACAAUGUGACGCCGCAGGUGCGGGAUAGCAUCCUGGCGAUCCUGCGUGAGACGUUGUCGCCGGAAGGCUAUGCCAAGGCUGUCGGGGCGAUGCGAAUCAACGGCUUCUUGGGCGACUUGGUUCGCUCGCCGGCGGUCAUGAAUGAAUACAGUUAUAACUUUGUGCUGUUCGGCGAGCCUUCGAACACGCGCCCAUGGGGCAUCAGCUUCUACGGCCACCACCUGUGCCUCAACAUAUUCUUCUACCGUACGCAGCUGGUCGUGUCACCCUGGUUCACGGGCGCCGAACCCAAUGAGAUUGAUGCGGGGCCAUACGAGGGAACUCGCAUCCUGCAAGUGGAAGAACAGCUCGGCCUCAAACUGAUGCAGUCGCUGCCGUCGGAGCAGCAGGCCAAGGCACAGAUUUACAAACAGAUGGUAGACCCUGCGAUGCCCAAGGGUCGAUGGAAUCAUGACGACCAGCGCCAUCUGUGCGGAGCAUACCGCGACAACCGAGUCGUGCCCUAUGAGGGUAUCCUCGUGUCGUCCAUGACCCAAGACCAACAGUCGCUGGUCCGCGGCAUCCUCGAGCAGUAUCUGCUGUACCUCCCACAGCGGGCGAGGGAGAUCAGGCUCAAACACAUUGAGUCACGUUUCGACGAGACAUACUUUUGCUGGAUUGGCGGGUUUACGGACACAGACCCCUUCUACUACCGCAUCCAGUCUCCUCUAGUGCUGAUCGAGUUCGACCACCACUCGGGCGUGUUUCUGAACAAUACACAUCCGGCCAAGUUCCAUAUCCAUGCCCUUUUGAGAACUCCCAAUGCAGGCGAUUAUGGUAUGGCUCUGCGCCCACAAGUCGAAGGGAUCAAGCAGGAGUUUGUGUGGAGUCCGAAUGAGUGA